AUGUCGCACAUCAUUCCAAUUGCUACACCCCUACGAAAGUUCAAAGGCCAUGAAAAGGGCGUACCGGCAAUCGCAGUUUUCCCCAAUAAACGAUGGAUGGUUACAGGCUCGUACGACGACAACACACUUUUUAUGUGGGAAUUGAAGACAGGUGUUGUGUUGAAGAAGAUGGAAGGACAUGACAAUGUGGUGCAGGCAUUGGUUGUAUCACGAGAUGGACAAUUGAUAGCAAGCGGGGAUGAAAGAGGAGUGCUCAUCGUCUGGCACGGAGAAACUGGCGAAUCACUCACCAAAAUCGAAGCACACUCCAAUUCGAUCUCCUCGCUGGAUUUUUCUCCCGAUGGCACAGUGCUGGCCACUGGUUCAUAUAACAAAAUGAUGAAACUGUGGAAUACCAAAACCUGGCAGCAUGAAGGAGAUCCAAUCAAGUGUGGUGCAUAUGUCCGCUGCGUACGGUAUUCACCGUCUGGAGAACUUCUUGCCAUCGCAACAAAUUACAAUAUUGAAAUUUACAAUUCAAGCACGAGGAAACGCGUCGCAAUCUUUGGUAACACAUCAUACAACUCGUUACUCGCGUGGACGCCCGAUGGCACGCGCCUGCUCACAGGUAGCUAUAAUAGCGAUCAUACCAUACUCGAAUGGAAUACAACAACCUGGAAGCAGGUCGGUGAUCCUUGGACGGGUCACACUGGCCGAAUCAAUGCCAUUGCCAUUCAUCCUGCUGGCACACUUGUUGCAUCCGCAUCCGCCGACAGCCACGUCCGUCUCUGGCGGCUCUCAGAUCGACGAACCAUUGCUGUAUUCAAGGACUUAUCCUCGAUGGAGUGUGUCACUUUCUCCGUGGACGGAAACCACAUCCUCAGCGGAGGCGGCGAUAAGAUGAUCUCAGAGUGGGCAACUAUCGCCAUUACAACAGCCCGCGAUGCAUACAUAGAUGGAGACUCAUCUACCGACGAAGAACUACUCACGCAAGAUAUCAACACCGAUGGCAACAACCAUACUCCCUACGCCCAUCGCUCAAAGGCAUGUUUCCGUCCUGGACUUAUAUAUAUCACAAUUAGAGCAUGCUUCUUGCAGAUCCUAGCCAUCACGACCUCCCGUAUUGCAUGUGUAAAUGGAGACUUAUCCACCGCUGAAGAACUGCUCACCCAAGAUAUCAACACCAAUCCGAACAACCAUAAUUCCUACGCCUAUCGUUCAUUUGUUAUGGCGCGAAAACACGAUUGGGAUCACGCCCUUCGGGAUGCGAUAAAUUCCAUCAACAUUGAGCCCUCAUUGACAGGCUAUAUCUCCAAGGGUAUUGCCCUCUGCGGAACAGGCCGCGUCCCAGAUGCGAGGGCAGCAUUUGAUGUUGCAUCCAUGUACACGAACCAAGAUUCAGAAAACCUCCAUUUUCUGCUGUUGAUCAAAGCCAUCACGCUCUUCAAUGCAGAUCAAUAUGACGAGGCAAACCUGCUCCUCAAAGAACUCACCACCGGUUGUCCGAAUGCCGACACUCGCGCAUGUCGUAUCGUGGAAGCAUAUCUUCGUGUUCAACUUGGACUCGAAGCCUUGGAUGGCGCACGUCACGACGAAGCCGCUGUCCAUUUCACUGCUGCUCUCGACUGCCGUGAUUCAUCAUCGAAAUCGGACAUUCAUGAAAUAUACGAGGAUUUGGUGGUGCUUUUCGGCUGGGAUCUCAAAUCGUUGUGGUUGACUGCACACCAGAAACGUUGCGAUGCACUCCUUCUGGCAGGUAAACUUCAAGAUGCCGUGAGAUCAUACCGAUACAUGAUGGACAGUAUCGACGAAACAACGAGGGCCAUCUGCCUUGAAUGGUCCAACGCUUUUACGAAGAAAUGCAGCGCACCCUUUCUUAUCGGCGGGGAUGCUGCCCUCGCUGCAAGCGAUUUUGACAGGGCGAUUGACUUGUACUCGGCGGUGAUCGACCUGGAUUCUGCAUCCGAUGUCGUCUUUGCAAAAUGUAGUCAGGCAAAGUUGGGGAACAGGCUAUGGGAGGAGGCGCUUCUCGACGCGCAAAAGGCUACCGAACUCAAUCCUUCCUCUCACGUUGGAUAUGAGUUGACGUAUACAGCGCUGCAUGGCGCACAGCGCUACGACGAAGCCAUAGAGGCCUUCAAAAUCAUGUUGUCCAAGUUGGACGAUUCUCCCGAUGCUCAGAUACGAGAUCUGCGUCAGCAGUAUGUUUGUCCAUCUGAAGCAGAAGACGCCAUUCAAAGAGCAGUCUGGCUUAAACUCGAAUAUGCCCCGCUGCGUCUACUUAAUACCUUCACGGGUAUUUUGUGCGAUCGAGCAGCCCAAAUAUACGCGUUCAAAACGAGUGCAGAGUAUAAGGAGCUUUUGGCAUCCACAACGAAGCAUUCAGACCUUCAAAUGGACCGCAUCAAGAAAGUGGUAGCAGCAUACUUCCGUUGUGUCCUGUUAUCACACAGGUGGGAAGAGACGGAGGUGCUGCUGCACGACAUUCAGGAUACCGAUGUGCGCGAGUUGAAGCAACUUGGCGGGAUCGCGAAAUUGCAGUCAUUCUGCAAAGUCGCUUGUGAUGCUGGGCAUCGCUGGGCGUGGAUGGACACGUGCUGCAUCGACAAGAGGAGCAACACCGAGCUCCAAGAAUCGGUGAACUCCAUGUUCGUCUGGUACCGCCAUUCAGCGCUUACCAUCGUCUACCUAUCCGAUGUACCCUCUUCAUCUGAACCCGGCGCAUUAGCGAGCAGUGUCUGGAACAAGCGAGGAUGGACUUUUCAAGAGUUCGUCGCUCCGAAAGUUGUAUUAUUCUAUCAAAAGGAUUGGUCAUUAUAUCUGAAUGAUCGCUCUUCCAACCACAAAGAGUCCACUGCAAUCAUGAAGGAGUUGGAGGAUGCGACUGGAAUAGAUGCACGGGCCCUGAUCUCCUUUCGUCCUGGGAUGAGCGACGCUCGACAGAGACUUCAAUGGGCGUCAUCUCGCGUCACCACAUUGCAAGAAGACGUCGCAUACUCAUUAUUUGGGAUCUUCAGUAUCCACCUACCUGUAAUCUAUGGGGAAAAGAAGCAGAACGCGCUCGGGCGACUCUUGCAGGAGAUCGUGGCUCGGUCGGGAGACAUCACGGUCCUCGACUGGAUCGGACAACCUUCCGAAUUCAAUAGCUGUCUUCCAGCCUAUAUUACUUCUUACACCACUCCUCCACGCAGCCUUCCAUCCUUGUUCGAAGAUCAGAUUCAGAAAACUAUUUCUUCCCUGCGAGAAAAUCCCAUGGUUGUGGAUUUGGCUUUGGAACAUUACGACCGGCUUGACAACACGAGCGCCGCUCGUUUUGCGAACUGCAGGCUACAUCUGCCUUGCAUGACAUUCCGUGUCACACAAGUCGGUCUGAGCUAUAGUACAUCCCAGGAGACUCGAUAUGAAGUCAAGGCGGACGGGCUUUGUGACCUGCUGAUCACCACUCAAAAGCCGAUCGUCCAGUUCUUGCGGACAAGGCCCACUCAGCAGACCUUCAUGCUCGUCCGUCCCUGGGAUCGGUCUCUCCUCGAGUUACCUGACCUUCAAGACGAUACAGAGAGCGAAGGGGAUGGUUGGAUGCCGCUCUCGUCUCCGUCUGACAGCUCACCUAGCCAUUCUGUUGUAAAUCAGGAGGUGAAUGACCCGGAUUCGCGAGCAUUGCGGUUGGUUGUUCGCCUUGGGCAGCCUUUUAGCGCAUUUUUACUAGCGCGGCAGCGUGGUGGAGAAUACAAGAGGGUCGCGUCGGAUCGUGAUAUCAUUGCGCAGGUCAAAGAUGCGGCUUCUGUCCCAGACCUGAUGGACAUCAAGACGAUUGAAAUACUGUAGAUGUAUUUUCCUCUCAAGAUUACGGAUUUCAUUGGUACUUUCGUAUAUAUCAGACUACAUGCAUGUGUAUUGGACUAUAGUUUCCUUUCA
This is a messenger RNA of Suillus plorans, 3894 nucleotides long. RefSeq lists its product as uncharacterized. Gene Ontology annotation, molecular function: protein binding. Lineage: Eukaryota; Fungi; Basidiomycota; Agaricomycetes; Boletales; Suillaceae. The record is from RefSeq and is a predicted model, not a curated record. The transcript has 9 exons. The coding region runs from base 1 to 3804 and encodes 1267 amino acids.